Messenger RNA from Dunckerocampus dactyliophorus (ringed pipefish), 4392 nucleotides. RefSeq names its product FXYD domain-containing ion transport regulator 6-like. Gene Ontology annotation, biological process: regulation of sodium ion transmembrane transporter activity. Bases 926 to 1138 code for a protein of 70 amino acids. The record is from RefSeq and is a predicted model, not a curated record. Gene Ontology annotation, cellular component: membrane. The transcript is spliced from 7 exons. Gene Ontology annotation, molecular function: sodium channel regulator activity. NCBI's taxonomy places the organism in Eukaryota, Metazoa, Chordata, Actinopteri, Syngnathiformes, Syngnathidae.
CAGCUUAAUGCCACAGACAAAGAGCAGCUGUUAGCAAGUAGUGCCACCAGAUGGCAGCAUUUGAAAUCCGCUGGAGACAAUCUAAAUCCAUCAAGCAAUCACAUGAAGCCAUCACAUGAAGCCUUCAAUUUUUAAAUGUCUUUUCAUGUUCAUUUUUUUUAAAGUCAUCUUGACCUCUGACUAUUUAAGGUGUCAGCAUUAUAAAGCUGUAGACGUAUGAUACAAUUGUGUCGAUUUAGGGACUUUGUGAUUGAUGCGAACAAUAUGUCACAAUAAAACUGAUUGAAAGUGUAUCUUAAUGUGUGCCACAUUAUUGCAGAUCCCAUCUAAUCCGUGCAUGUGUGGUGGGACUGGAGACGACCCGGUGCUGCACUGAGGCUUGUGCUGAUGUUGCAGUUGGCUCAGCAGCCACCUAGUCUAUAAAUGAUUUAUGUGCUGCAAAGUGGCCAUUUUGCAAAGUGCAAAUAUGCAUCUCAUUUCAUCUAAAUCUGCAGCCAUUGCUGAUGAACAGAGGAUUUCCCACAAAUUGGCUCAUAUGUGAGAAUAAAAGCUGCAUCUCUUGUAGGAGCUGUCUGUACCAACGCCAAGCAAGAUGCACAUUAUGUUUACCGCAUAGCACACAUCUAAGAACAAUUUUAGAGGGGCGGGGGGGCAAAAACUAUAGCACCUGUCACUCUUUAAUGUGUGCACGCACACAGUAAAUGUGUUGUAAUAUUUCAUAAUAACCUGUUAUCUAAUACUGUACCAAAGUGGUCCAAAGGAAGCACCGUGGUGAUGCAUAAUUUGUAAAAGUGUAGUGUUUGAUUAUGACCACCAGGGGGCUCCUGACUUGGGGGGGUUGACUAGUGCACGCUAGGUUCAGCUCCACACAACUGCAUUGUGCACAUCACUUGGAGGAAGUCUUCAGCCUGUCUGCACUGCAACCAUGGGAAACACAGAGGCAAUGUUUCCAGAACAAAAGGACUUUGAAUAUGAUGAAGACACGUUGAGGACCACAGGAGUUGUUCUCGCUGUCAUCAUGUUUGUUUCUGGCAUUUUGAUAGCCUUAAGUAAAAAAUGCACAAAAUGUGUAAAAUCCUCCCCCAAAUCAUCAGAUACUCAAAUUCCAAAGACAGAGGUGCCUCCUCCAGCUGUGUAGAACAUUAUGUGUGAAACGGAGACCAGCAUCAGCAAAUAUGCAAUGUGCAAGUAUUUUAUGGCCGUUAAAUGAUUAAUACAACUGUCCUUAAUUUAUGACGCAUGAUGUAUGUCACAUCUACUCCGAGAAAGGCAUUUGAGGGCGCAAUAUGUAGGUUUGUCCUAACAGCUAAUUGGUGCUACUUUGAAAAAAUAUUCUUUCUCUUUGCCUGGGUCAUUUACUCUAAUGCUAUAUGUUAAUUAUACUUUAGGGCGCAUGCCAAAUGAAUUAAAUCAACAUCAACUUUUUCAUAUUUAUCAUUUAUUGUCAUAAAUUGAAAGGCGGCCAUAUCAGUCUUAAGCUUUUUUGUGAAGUUAUACAAACGUAAUCUUGGUUACUCACUAUUUGUAAAUAUGCAAAUCUUGUUUAUCUUAUAUUCCGUUUAUUUUAUUCAAUUUUAUUCAUAUUGCAUUGAAUUUAAGAGUGUUUUUAUUUUUCUUCUGCAAUCAAGCUGCUGCAACCAAGCAAUUUCCCUUGUGGAUCAAUAAAGUCUGUCUAAGUCUAUAAUCAUGCACUUUUCUUUUGCACUUACUGAUCUGUUGUGGUGAUAGUGAAGCAUGACAAGAUGGUGAAGAAUCUUCAGUAAAAUGGUAACUAACAUUACUAUGCAAACAUUUUUUUUAUUAAAGGGAGGGAUAUAUUAGGUAUAGGGGUGUAACGAUUCAUAUUCCUAUGAUCCAACUACAUCGAUCUGGACAACUAACAUCAUUUAAAAGGUAAUCAAUCGAUUGCAUCAAUACGAGGAAAUAAAGCAUUGGAUUUAAGCACGGCAGGCUUUGUGGGGGUUUUUUCGCACUUUUGAUGAUAAAGACGUUAAAGGUUACUCGAUUCAGUCUGCCUGUCUGUGAUGUCAUCGCCACGCACCAGCAGACAACAAAACGCAGCAUGGCGGAUGACAGAGGACAAGCGGGCGAGCGAGAAAUAAUUAAACCACCAUGGCGUUCCAGUGUGUGGAAACACUUCGCUUUUGCAAAGAGGGAGAUGUUCUAAAUAAGUCGCUCGCUGUUUGUAGGCUAUGUAAAGGUUAAGUAAAAUACCAUGGCAACACGACAAAUCUGUCGAACCACCUGCUAAGGCACCAUGGGAUGUAGCACAACGCUGACCGUCCAGGCACCUCUCGUUCCCUCUCUGCACUUACUGUACUUUUAUUGAAAAUGAGAGCAGAAAAGGUUAACCUCCUGUUAAUAACUAAGUGUUGGUUGCACUUUAUUCAAAUAAAAUAUGAAUGCAUUUGCCAUUAAUUGUUCUUUACUUGUUUGUUUAUAUCCAUAGUUCAUUUAUACCUGAUUCCGUCACAAAAAAAACAACGGGAGUCUAGGAAACUUCACCUGCACUGUCCAGUAACCAGGUAUUUAUUUCACACACACACUGGUUGAAUUUUUUGCCUAAAAGGUUACUGAAUCGAUUAAAAGUUAUUGAAUCGUUUCAGAUUUGUAUCCGUUAAUAAAACAAAUAAUGAAACACAAUGGGUAGGCAUCUCCUGUAAAAUAAUACAAUUAAUAUAAUACUUUAUAUAAUAUAUGAUGCAGUCUCAAAAUCUUUACUUUUUCAGUUGCCUUUAAAUGAGAAGCAUGCAAACCAGGACACUGGUAUGAGAAAACUUUAUGAAUCAGUGAAAUUCCAGUCAAGACAGAUCAGAUUUCAGAGUGAGUGUGUUUUUUUCUUGAAAAUGAACAAUUCCUAAAGAGUGAAUGUAAAGUGUAGGCUAUUACAACUUUCCUGUGAGGUGUUUGAUUUUCCACGCUGCUCAUUUGUGUAGCCGCGUGCACCCCUGACCUUCUCAGUCGUGACUCAUCAAUGCCUGCUGUGUGUGUGUGUGUGUGUGUGUCUGUGUGCGUGUGAUGCAUUUGUCAUCAGACAUAAAAGAUUUAGAACAGUUUUUACACAGUAAAAUGUACUUUUCCUCAAAGCAAAGUUUGUUCCAUCCGCAAGGAUGACACAAACAAGUCACGUGUUUUUAACCAGUCAAGAAGAGAAAGCGCUGAUUGAAGUCAGCAUUCUGAUUCACCAUCAUCCUUAUCAAUGUGAUUGUUUGGCUCUUUCAGGGACUUCCUGAAGGUCGUACUGAUGAUUUCAUAGAAAUCAAAGAGUUUUGGGGAAAUAAGCAGUGUAGUCUGUAGCAGACCAUCCACUGUUUUGCAACUUUGACUUCAGCAUUUAAAGCAACCAUACACUGGACACUUGCACAUGCACGUAAUGAGUUUCAAUAUAAACAUCUGCCUUUACAAAGAUGAUAAUGCUCCCUUUCAACUAUGAAUAAUAUUACAUUAUUUUACACACACAGUGUAACAAUCUGCAAAACUUUAAAGGAUUGACUCAACGAAAGCGCUUUUUCUUUGGCUUCAUUAUUGUGUUACGCCACCGCCCCAGAAGAGUAGCAGUGAUGGCAAUGAGGAAGCUUGUGAUGAUAACCAUAGACCCGUAAGCAGAACUGACUGCGACAUAGGGAAGUGUCUGGCAAUAUGAUCAAUACAUGUAAAUGAAUUUAAACCAUGUUGAGCAUUAAGGGAUUGUGUUUGAGUGGGGGUUCCACUGUUCUACUUUUUUUAUUAUUAUUAACAAUUUCCAAUCAACUUUGUGAAAGGCUGGAGCACAGGCCAAAGAACAACACAGAAAAUGAUUCAUCGUGGUGAGGAUCUGGUUGAAGGUGCAGAGCUUUUUAACAUGAACUUUACGAGAUUUUCCUUCUGUGAUUUGUCUCUGAACGAUGCCUGGAUUUUAUCAUCAAAAUACAAAUUUGUGUAGGGCUGUUUGACGUUCGCGGAAGUAGUGCAUUAUCUUUUGUGAAGGCAGAAUUUGGGGUGGUGCUUUUGUGUUGUGCAAGUGUACCUAGUGUUGUUGUAGCCGAAGACGUCGACUUCAUUUAUAAUGUGAAACAAAGAAAUCAUCGUCAUUUUUCUUGAAAUGAAGUGAGGUUAAUCCAAACAGCAUGUGGGGUGUCUGUGACACAAACGCCCCAUGCACUCAACAUGGCAGAAAUAAAUACAGCGCUAUAAUUUACUGAGCAGCUAAAGAAUGAAUCAUAGUACAAUUUGAAAUCCAAUGUGAAUUAGCCUCACACAUGAAGAUGCUGCCUGCAUGUCAUGUGAACAGCCUUCUCAAUAGAAGAUUCACUGCGUGUCACGUGACUACAAGUCAUUCGUGGUGGUCCUGCCAGGCCACGAAACGUCGGCGAGUCGGAGUACUUCGUUUCUUCAGCAGCAGUUUGAGCUGAA